Podarcis raffonei (Aeolian wall lizard) is the source of this 2526-nucleotide messenger RNA. Its product is annotated as arf-GAP with dual PH domain-containing protein 1-like. Gene Ontology annotation, biological process: positive regulation of GTPase activity. The record is from RefSeq and is a predicted model, not a curated record. Gene Ontology annotation, molecular function: GTPase activator activity; phosphatidylinositol bisphosphate binding. Bases 279 to 1418 code for a protein of 379 amino acids. Lineage: Eukaryota; Metazoa; Chordata; Lepidosauria; Squamata; Lacertidae. The transcript has 11 exons. Gene Ontology annotation, cellular component: plasma membrane; intracellular membrane-bounded organelle.
CUUAAUACCCACAGGCACAGCCUCCUUUGCUGCGGCUGCUGCCUCGCCUGCAGCUAACACCUCUGUCGGUGCUGCUUUCCCUUGCAAGCAUUUUCUUACCACUCCAGCUGCCUCACACAGAGGCAGCUGUGUCUCUGCCUCUCCCUCCUUUAAAAGAAAAAAAAAACAACCUCUAAAAGUUCUCUAAAUCUACCUCUUGUGCAAGGUGGACGUGUGAUCACAGGUACCAAGGAAGCAGAUUUCCGCUCUGCCCCAGAGGGUUCCAAGGCAUUCCGGAGAUGAUGGCUACAGAAGAUGGCAGGAAUGUGAACAGCCUCAAGGAAGUGUGGAGCAGAAAAGAAAAUGCCUUGUGUGCAGAUUGUGAGGAACCUGACCCUGACUGGGCCUCCUAUACUUUGGGCGUCUUCCUCUGCUUAAACUGCUCAGGGAUUCAUCGCAACAUCUCUGGCAUCAGCAAAGUCAAGUCACUAAGGAUGGACCACUGGGAUGAAGGUCAGGUGCAGUUUUUGAUGCAACAUGGGAAUGCAGUAGCCAAGGCAACGUAUGAGGCCCAUGUUCCUAUGUACUAUUACCGCCCAGUCCACACUGAUUGCCAAGUCCUGAGAGAGCAGUGGGUACGAGCCAAAUACGAACGGAAAGAAUUCACGGAGCCAGGAAAACAUCCGCCAUAUUCCAAUGGAUUGAAGGAAGGGAUUCUGUGGAAGCGAGGCAGAGACAAUGGGCAGUAUCUUCCUCGCAGGUUUCUGCUGUCUGAGAGAGAGGGCUGUCUCAAGUAUUUUGUCAAACAGGAUGCCAAAGAACCAAAAGUAGUUGUUAAAAUUGACACUAUCAAUGCCACGUUCCAGCCGGAGAAGACAGGGAACCCAAAUGGCCUGCAGAUCACCUACCUGAAAGAGAACAAGACUCGCAACAUCUUCCUUUAUCAUGAGGAUGGGAAGGAAAUUGUGGACUGGUUCAAUGCGAUCCGCGCAGUACAAUUCCACUAUUUGAAGGUGGCCUUUCCUGUUGCCAGUGAUCAAGAGCUCAAAAGCCGGCUGACUCGGAAUUUCCUGAAAGAAGGCUACAUGGAGAAGACUGGGCCCAGGCAAAAGGAGUCUUUCAAGAAGCGCUGGUUCACUCUGGACCACCGAAGGCUGAUGUACUUCAAGGAUCCUAUGGAUGCUUUUGCGAAAGGUGAAGUGUUCAUAGGAAGUGAUGGGCAUGGAUAUGGUGUCCGGCAAGGGCUGCCAACUGGCACGCAGGGCACCUUCACCUGGCCGUAUGGCAUCACCAUUAUCACACCUGACCGGGAGUACCUCUUCACCUGUGAGACUGAGAGGGAGCAGCAAGAGUGGAUUGCAGCCUUCAGGCACGUUAUAGAGCAGCCCAUGACACCCCAGGAAUAUGCAAUUGAAGCUUAUUUCAAGCUGAAGCCCUAACAUCUUUGAAGAAGAGAGACUUGCUGCUUUUCUACUGGUUAUCUGCCCUCUUGGGAAACACAGGGUUAAAGAAGGCACCCUUUCUCAAAGAAGCUGCCAUGCUAUAUUCCAGUGCCUCGUGGUUGGGAUCCAUUUGGACAGCAGAGCUUUCUGCCAUUUUGAUCAGCAACGGAUCCAGAUGGAAAGCACAGGAGCUGAUGAACUGAGGCAUUAUUUGUCCUGUCCCACCAUAGGCCUGGCAGACUUGCUUUCUGUUGGUCACACUAUAUGCGGGGGCCCUCCUCCGUGGCUUACUACUGCUUGCUGCUGAUUGGCUGCUGCCUGUUCAAGGCUUCAACAGGAAGAUAGAAAAAACCACCCAUCAAAACAGCUGUGUGUAUACGUACCAAACUGAUGAGUAUUUUAUUUUGCUCCUGUUUUUGCUGCUGCCCCAUGUCUCUCACUCUCUGAUUAUUCUGAUGUCCUGGCUGCCAGGUUUCCCCACUUUGCUAUCUAUUCAAAUCUAUGAUAAACCUGCUAUCUUGACUUCAAGUUCCUGGCAGCCUGCAGCAGUACUUGUCUUUUGAGUUCAUAUUGUUGCCUCCAGUAGAAAAACGAGGACUGUCCUGAGUGCUGAGGCUGUUCUGGGUGGUCCAGUCAUGCAUGCCACUCCACUGCCUGUAACUUCUGUGUUUUCUAUUCAAAUGUAAUGAAAUUUCUACUUAUUUUCCCAAAGCAUCAGACCAGCCAAAUAAUUUCAUGCAGAUUGGUCAAAGGGUAUCAGUUUUAUAAGGCAUUGAAAAUAUCCUUGCAUAUCCUCCAAGGUACUCCUAGUUUUCAAUGGAGAACCAACCACCUAUUCCUCUGCUUGUAACUUGGCAUGAUAAUUUUGGUGUGUCUUUUUAAUAGACCCCAUUUUAUACUGACAGAUGCAUUGAUCUCUCUGCCUCUUGUCGUCUCCACAUCAACUUUCUGUGACCUGUAUAGGCUGCUCCAGACUGCUGUUUCUGUUUCUUCAUCCCAGCGGAAAUGAGUGAAAAAUAAUCAAAUGAAAGAUGUUUUUGUUGUUGUUCAGAACUCUUCAAUUUGAAUUCACAUAUGUUAUCCUAACUAAAACGAAUGAAACUAA